UGAUUCUCAAAUGUAAUUGUCAAUCAGCCAUUUAUGUAACGGCUAGAUAAAAUUGGAGGAGGUUUAGGCGCUCUGUGGAUGUGCUCUGUUUCUCGCCGCGUUCCCGGCCGAGCGAGAGAAGCUGAGAGAUGGGAGCGAGUGAAUCUCAAACAAAAAUGCUUCAGCAAGAUCGGGCCAUGAACCCUGUCCUUGGAAGUCAAGCUCUGGUUGGACCACCGUCAACUCUGCGCAUCCAUACCAACAGUCAGAAGAGAUGUGAGAAAGAUGGUAACUUUAACUUCCUGGGACAGGAUGAUGACCCCAUGACAGGAGAUGAAAAUCGUAACCAGGUGCGUCCAAGAGCUUUGGGCCGUGAUCUGCCCCUUUCUGCCAAUCACUAUGGACCUGGACCCCUUUCCCCCUUGUCUCGUCUGCCAUGCUGGAGCCCUUUGGAGCCUCUUCCUGAGAUUGAAAGUGGAGACGAUAUGGGCGGCAGAGUGCCUCCAGAUGGCGCAGAAGAAGGCAAGGUUGAUGAAGAGAUGAGGAGAGUGAUGGAUGAAAAGGAGAAGGCGUUGGGAGAGAGUGAGAAAGUAGAGGACCUACUGGAUGAUGACGAAGAGGAGGAUGGUGUAAUAGAUUGGGCUGACAGUGAUGAAGAGUUUGAAUUCAGUUACAGGUCAGAAAGCUCUUCCCCACUCAGCACAGAGAGUGGUGACAUCGGGGGCUCAGGGGCCCACAAUUCCAUCUGGGAUCAAAUCUGCCGUGAACGUCCAAUGGCAGACAAUGGGAUUGCAACUGUGGACACCCUGAAAAACCAAAACCAAGUGGAUAAGAAGGCAGAGCGGCGUCGAGAGAGCCUGGAGGGCGCUGAUGCAGUUGAAGACGGCUCGUCGGACUCGGACACCAACCCCUGUUCUGAGCUGCCGGACCUUAUGGAGGCUGUUUGGACGCUACAGGACCGGGAGAGGUUUAAGGCACAGGAGAUGGAGAAGCAUCAGGUCCAACUGACUAUGUAUCGUCGCCUGGCCCUUAUCCGGUGGGUUCGCACCUUACAAAACCGUGUCCAGGAGCAGCAGAACCGGCUCCAGUCCAGUUUCGAUAUCAUUCUUACGCAUAGGAAAGAGCUUCUGCGCAUGGGUGCUGCCACUGCUGCCCAAUAACGGACAAUCUGAGAAAAGUCAUGAGACCAGCUGAUGACUAUUAUCAUGUGAAAAGUCAUCUUUGUGCAUCAUAUUCUUUUGAAUCAAAUGACCUCCUGGGUCUCUGAACUAUUUUUUUUUUUUUUUUUUUUGCCCUAUAAUGGUCCAUAAUGCUAAACUUUUAUCACCAUCAUAAAUGUGGUUAAAAGUUCUCCAGAACAUCACCUUGAACUGUGCCGAUGAGGUUACUGAUGUCUCUGAACUCCUCCAACCUGAUAUGUUUUUAAAAAAAAAGUAAUAUAAAUGUUUUUGU
Molecule: messenger RNA, 1431 nt
Organism: Onychostoma macrolepis
Lineage: Eukaryota; Metazoa; Chordata; Actinopteri; Cypriniformes; Cyprinidae
Product: UPF0500 protein C1orf216
Exons: 2
Coding region: 129-1139 (336 amino acids)
Source: RefSeq, a predicted model, not a curated record